AUGCGUGGGUACAAACUAAUUGUAUCGAACACAGAAUCUACCAAUCAGUGGAACAGGGGUCACAUGAUAGCUGGUCACGUUUGCUACACGGAGGUCAGAACAAAUCCGCCAACACAACAGUCGGUACCAUGUCUAGCUAGGGGACAGUACAUAACAUAUGCUGAUGAUUAUCGCUCCCCUAGAGACCAGAACCCGUAUGUAGAACUCUGCGAGUUGGAGGCCUUUGGUUGUCCGACUGGAUGGUAUGGACAGAAUAACUGCGAUCAUCCUUGUCCUGAAGGAUGCUUGGAAGAAGUAUGUGAUCCGGACAAUGGCACGUGCUUAUACGGAUGCGAAACCGGAUUACAGGGAAUCACGUGCAAUACAACAUGUGACGAUGGCAGAUUCGGAUUAGGAUGCCAGCAAUAUUGUUACUGUCUAGGCGAGACAUGUGAUCCACAAAACGGACUUUGUCCUGACAGCAGGUGUCAUUGGGGGUGGAACGGCUCAGCAUGUAAUCAGACUUGCGGUCGCCGAACCUUUGGAGACAAUUGUGUAGAGACUUGUCAUUGCCGGCAGGGAUCAUGUCAUCCUGCUAAUGGAACUUGCCUAUAUGAAGGAUGUCUGCCAGGAUGGCAAACAGAAUCAUGCAGCGAGGAAUGCGACGAAGGCAGAUUCGGCCAUGAAUGUAGCGUUACUUGUGGUGCCUGUAGGGACAAUGUUCCGUGUGAUCACGUGACUGGAAUAUGUCCUAAUGGUUGCGCAGAUGGAUGGACCAAGCCCUCUUGCAACGAAACAUGCCCAACCGGAACAUUUGGAUUCAACUGUACCAGGAAAUGCUUUUGUAAGAAUGGAACGUGUGAUCCUGCAAGUGGUUCCUGUCCAGACAGUGACUGUGAUAAAGGGUGGCGUGGUCCGACAUGUAGCUUACCUUGCGGUCCUCGAACCUUUGGAGCAAAUUGUGUAGAGACUUGCCAUUGCCGGCAAGGAUCAUGUCAUCCUGCUAAUGGAACUUGCCUAUAUGAAGGAUGUCUGCCAGGAUGGCAAACAGAAUCAUGCAGCGAGGAAUGCGACGAAGGCAGAUUCGGCCAUGAAUGUAGCGUUACUUGUGGUGCCUGUAGGGACAAUGUUCCGUGUGAUCACGUGACUGGAAUAUGUCCUAAUGAUUGCGCAGAUGGAUGGACCAAGCCCUCUUGCAACGAAACAUGCCCAACCGGAACAUUUGGAUUCAACUGUACCAGGAAAUGCUUUUGUAAGAAUGGAACGUGUGAUCCUGCAAGUGGUUCCUGUCCAGACAGUGACUGUGAUAAAGGGUGGCGUGGUCCGACAUGUAGCUUACAAUGUGAGGCUGGGUUCUUUGGCUACAAUUGUAAGGAAGCAUGUCAUUGUCGGAUAGGAUCUUGUAACCGGACGACAGGACUAUGUUCUCCGGGUGGCUGUAAAGACGGAUGGCAGAUGGACACGUGUAGCGAAAAAUGCGAUAAAGGUUUUUACGGGACUAACUGCUCUGUGACGUGUGGAAUGUGUACAGAUAAUGGGAGCUGUCACCACAUCAACGGCCAUUGUACCCAGGGAUGUGAUCCUGGUUUCCAUGGAGAGCGAUGUCACAAAGCAUGUGACGAUGGUACAUUCGGUUUAGGAUGCCAGCAAUAUUGUUAUUGUCUCGGUGAGACAUGUGAUCCACAGACAGGAAUGUGUCCUGACAGCAGGUGUCAGCUUGGAUGGAAAGGUACCACGUGCAAUCAACGAGAUCAAAGCAAGUUCAAUGAUAAUUCAGCCAGUUGUAACUUGAUCAUAAUAGCUAUUUUGGCUGCUGUUUGCGGACUGCAGUUUGUUGCAUUGAUCACCAUAGUAAUCUGUUGGCUUCGGAACAAACAAAAGAGAAAGAAUUUGCCAGAACGAUCCGUUCCGGAAAGUGGAUAUGCGUCAUUAUCUCCUCGUCAAGAAGAACCUCCCAACGUCUAUGAAACGUUGGCCAUGUAAUACACAGGAUAGAUUCAUCAAAUUCCAAAUCAUACAAGAUCGUUCACAAGAAGCUAUGAUCACUUAAUCAAUCAGCAAAGAAACUCCAUGGAUUUCACUAGAUAAACAUCAAUCUACAUGUAUGGAAAAUUACAGUGCACAAGCCGCUUGAGUCUGCCCGAUCCUGUAGGCCUUGGCCUAAUCCAUUUGUCAGUUAUGUGAGGGGGGAAAUUCUCAACAGGCUUAUUUUGCAGGAAAAGUUCUGGCUCAGAAAUAACAUAUGUGUGCUUAUCAGGUCUGUAUAGGAAGUGAAUGGGAUUGUUAUUUCCUAUCUACAUAAUAAGUGUCAUGUACAUAAGGAUUCUGAUAGCUCAAAAAUGAUUUUCAAGAACACGGGAAAAAAACCCGUUCCCGCUCCAGAGUGAUGCCUGAUUUUGUAUAUAUUCAAAAUAACUUAAUAGUGCUUUAAAUUUGCCAAUUUAUAGUCAAAAUAUAUGCAUAGCCAUCAUUUAAACAGUCCGAUUAUAUCCCGAUCCUGUAAAUCGUCAAAGUGGGCAGCGGACUAGGAAUCAAGCAUUCAUGUCAAGUCAAAUAUACAGGAAAUUCAAUCGAUCAAAAAGAACUCUCGGUAAAAAUUCAAUUAAUGCAGCUUUACCUUUAAAUUGAAAACCAACUGGAAAUGGUGGCUGUUCAGUUCGAAGCAGGAGACAACCACAAAAAACAGUCUAGUUAUUUCGCGUUCGCGCAGGUGGCGGAAGUGCUUUCAUUAUAUUUUCGAAGUUCAAUGACAAAAUUAAUAUAUUGAUAUAGUCAUGUUAUUUGUAAUAUUACUUUAUGAUAAAUAUGUUGCAUAAUCGUACUUUUGUUGUGGUCACCAUCUAAUGACGGACUCUUCCUUUUAACACAAACCAUUAGACCUGCAAAAGUUCUAGUAACUGAAGAUUUUGUACUUUAUUUUAUUAGGAAACAAGUGUGUUGAUUGAAAUAUAAGGAUUGGAUAUUGGUCGGUUUCAUGUGUGAUGAAUUAAGUUGCUCUUGAUACAAUUUCAACAUGAACUGUUUCGUAGUUCAUUCAUUUUUUCUCAAGAGCAACUCACAAGGAAAUAGGCCAUAACAAAAAUAUAGUCAAGAUUUGAUUAGUUAACAAUUGCUAAAUCAUAAAUGUUUGUUUUUUGAGAGAUACUUCCUUCCUUUAUGUACAUAUUCAAAAAUAUGUGUUAUGUGUGUCAAGUUAUUUUAGAAAUUGUUUUUUAUUAGUGUCUCGCCUUAAUUCUUCAAAUGAUCUUUGUAUAUAUUUACUGAUAUGAAACAUCACGUAACUAUGUUAUUGUUUUACGUGUGUUGGCGACGCUAGUUAAUUAUUCGCAGUGUUUCUGCAUUUUGUGAAAAUGAUUCUUUCGAUAGAAAGGAUUUUUAAAGUAUACUUACGUUUUACACAGGUUUUUUUUAUUUAUCUUACUUAAAGAAAUAAUUAUCAGAAAAAAUUAAACACAAAUAUAAAAUCUGAGUUGAAGUUUCAACGUAUUUUGGAUUAUGUGUGUUCCUAACAUUUGAAAGUUGAAAACUGCAAAAAAUUGUCAUAUGCAUAUAAAGCAAAUUAUAAACACAAUGUGGUCGUUGACGAGUUCAAGAAGUAUUACAAUAUAUCUCUCAAUUUGUAUUGAAAGAUGUUAAUAUUUUUUUACGUCUUUUGUACAUUCCCUUGUUACUGAUGCAAAGGUUUAAGACGUUUUUGAUGUAUUCAUUGAAGGUUUAAGACGUUUUUGAUGUAUUCAUUGAAGCUGAUGAUCUAGCUGUUGAAAGGACUGUCAUCAAUAAUAACCAAACAACUAUCAAUCUAAUAUUUUAUUUUGUUGUCUGUGCCCACUUUAGAGAUAUAGCAUGUUUUUUUAGUUACAAGUAUUAAUUAUAAUCGAAGUGAUCUUCCAAGGGAGGCAAUACGAAAAUCAUAUAUUACUGGUGGGUGUCCUUUCAGUCCAGGUUCAGGUCAGUAGUACAUAACAUUGGGAGGGAUAAACAUAUCGUCAUUGGAUAUUGGUUAUUUGUAAUUUCUGCUUCGAAUUGCCCCUAUGCUAAUGUAAGCUGAUGUAAUAAGACAUAAAUUAUGAUAAUAAUAAAGCAGAUUUUCUAGAGAUACACACAUGUAUAUAUAUAAACCAAGCCGUUUAAAGAACACAAAUGUCAUCGAUCGUUAAACAAUAUGUUAUUCUUAUAAAAAUCAUCACGUUUAUUCUUCUGCUCUCCGCGGGGUCUGCAAGACAUGUUUAUUUAGGAUAUAUAUUUGAUUUCCUCUUGUGUUGUUUUAUUUUAUGUAACAUAAGUCAAUAUAUGCUCUGUUCUUCAUAUGAAAUCAUUCACUUAUGUAAUUUGUUGUACUAGUACAAUGAUAAUAAUUGAUUUGAUUUGAUAUACAAUUUGUAAAGAAGAUUUUUUUUAUUUGUUACGCUUGAUAUUUCGUUGGUACACUUAAUAUUUGGUAUACUUGUUUUUGUAUUGUUGUUUUUUUCAAUAGUUUCGUGGUAGUUUUGGUGCCAUAUUCCGAGUAUGGAUUGCUGUAAACGUACUUAAAUUGACAAACCCAGUUUUAGCGCAAAACUAAAUUAAAUCAACUAGAUUAGCGGGAUGAUGAUUUAACGUAGCUACAAAUGAUUGUCAUAGAAACCAGUGUAGAUAAACCAUAAUUAGCAUAAUAAUAAUUGAGCGGGAUUCUUCCAGAGCGAAAAAGCUAAAAUAUGAUCACCGCUGAAAUAUGUACGUUUACAGUAUCAUAUACGAAUUUUACAUAUAAUAACAAAACCUAAUUACGGAUGACACGUGCUUAUGGUACCGAGGCCAGAAUCAAGACUGAUUUCCAUUUGUUAUCGUCCCUAAAGAACCAUUAUACUUCUGAUUAUGUUACAGUCAAAUUUGAGUUAUACUGCCAUUGUCUAAAGUUCCAGCAGACCAAAAAUGUGUAACUUUAUUCCAAAAGUUUGCGAAGUUUAAAUUCCAUUAACAAAUUAAAUGUUCUACUAUUAUGUGUCUUGCCUUGAAAUCUGUUUAAUAAACGUUUAUGUACAGUA
Molecule: messenger RNA, 5003 nt
Organism: Pecten maximus
Lineage: Eukaryota; Metazoa; Mollusca; Bivalvia; Pectinida; Pectinidae
Product: multiple epidermal growth factor-like domains protein 10
Exons: 15
Coding region: 1-1962 (653 amino acids)
Molecular function (GO): scavenger receptor activity
Source: RefSeq, a predicted model, not a curated record